This is a messenger RNA of Ctenopharyngodon idella (grass carp), 14300 nucleotides long. It is a transcript of the gene arhgap35b, whose product is annotated as Rho GTPase activating protein 35b. Lineage: Eukaryota; Metazoa; Chordata; Actinopteri; Cypriniformes; Xenocyprididae. Gene Ontology annotation, biological process: signal transduction. Gene Ontology annotation, molecular function: GTP binding; GTPase activity. The record is from RefSeq and is a predicted model, not a curated record.
GUUUGAGAUACUGCUUCACAUAGUUAUUUUUAGGAUUUUAGAUAAGAUCACAAUCAUCUGCAACAACAUCAAUCACUCUGUCUUUGAAAGGAUGCUGCUUCGCCUUUAGGUCGGGCCUGCGUCCGCGUGCGCGCGCUCGAGCUCGGCUCUUGUAAUUGGCUCAGCGCUGUGCUGUUGUCCAUGCGCCACUGGGCGAGUCUCGGCUGUCUCAGUAACCCUCUUUUAUCCUCAAAAAAGGAGAGCGAAAGAGGGCAGACUCAGAGUUGGGUUCGGGCGGAUGGACCGCCAUUAUUGGGAGCCUUGGACAGCCACUUUCACCCACACGCACAUAUAUAUCUUAACAUUUAAAGACAUGCGUGGCCCAGAUUGCUCGUGAUUUUGCUACGAAAAACUGGAUGUUGUGUCUCAGUGUAAGGGCAUCGCUGCAUGCUGUCUGCACACGAUGAAAUUAGCAUUUUAUGGCCACAACAAAGGGCAUUAUAAUUGACCAAAACCAACGUGCUUAGGCCGGAGGAAGACAUUAAAACAAGCCUUUUUCCCGCACGGAAACGACUGGCCUCCAAGAAAGGACAUUUCUUUGUUUGGAUAUGUUUAGCCGUCGGUGGAUUUUCACAGCCGUUUCUAUACUAACGCGAGAUCAGUAAGUUGCGUCUGACAAAAAUAUCGCUUGGAAACUGCAAGUCUGUCAAGCCACAAUCAAAGACCCCCCCAAGGAUUUUAAUGUCCUCGGCUUUUUACGUAGUCUUUUGUUUUCCUUUCUUUGUGGUUUCUAACAACAUUGGCCGAGCCGGUUGUAAGCCCUCUCGCGCUGGCCUGGAAGAGGGAUUGAGAAGGGAAAGGGAGGACGGAGAAAGGCACUGGUUAGCCCCAAUUCCUGCUUCUGCCUUCUUCACUUUUUCAUGUCCUGCUUUUUAUCUCUCAUUAGUCCCCUCUAAUAUGGCCAAAAAAAUGCAAGCAGCUGUCUUGACCUGAAAGGAUGAUUGAAACAUUAGAACUAAAGCCUCAAUUGUAAAUCAAAUACAGGUCCCUCAUUUCAACAUUUUAUGGACACGUUUUAAAGAGUCUGCCUCUGUCAACCUUUGGGGCAUGGCAAGAUGAAUGCCUGUGUACGAUGAUGGCUAAAAAGCAAGAAUCCCGAAUGCCUAUCUACAGCCUUGUUGUUGUUGGCCUGUCGGGAACUGAGAAGGAGAAAGGGCAAUGUGGAGUUGGCAAAUCCUGCCUUUGUAACCGUUUUGUCCGCCCUAGUGCGGAUGACUUCCAUCUUGAUCACACUUCUGUGCUAAGUACCAGUGACUUCGGUGGCCGGGUUGUCAACAAUGACCAUUUCCUGUUCUGGGGAGAGGUGGGGAGAGUUUUGGAAGAUGGUGCAGACUGCAGGAUGCAUGUGGUUGAGCAGACAGAAUUCAUUGAUGACCAGACGUUCCAGCCCCAUCGCAGCACAGCCUUACAACCCUACAUCAAAAGAGCUGCCUCUACCAAACUGGCUUCUGCUGAAAAACUCAUGUACUUCUGCACUGAUCAGUUAGGACUGGAGCAAGAUUUCGAACAGAAGCAAAUGCCCGAAGGCAAGUUACAGGUGGAUGGCUUUCUGCUUUGUGUUGAUGUCAGUCGUGGUAUGAACCGCAACUUUGAUGAUCAAAUGAAAUUUGUCACCAAUUUGUACAAUCACUUAAGCAAGACAAAAAAGCCUAUUGUGCUUGUUCUCACUAAGUGUGAUGAGGGUGUGGAGCGAUACAUCAAGGAUUCUCAUACCUUUGCCAUUACAAAAAAGAACUUGCAAGUUGUUGAGACUUCGGCACGGUCCAACGUCAAUGUUGACUUGGCUUUCCUUACCUUGAUACAGCUCAUUGAUAAGGGAAGAGGUAAGCCCAAAAUCAUACCUUACUUUGAGGCAUUGAAACACCAGAGUCAACUGAUUGCCUCUGCAAAAGACCGCUAUGAGUGGUUGGUGAACCACAUAGUGAAGAAUCACAAUGAAAUUUGGCUUAACAUCAGCCGACGAAUGCAGACUUCACCUGAAUACAAGGAGUAUGUAUUUUUAGAAGGUACUGGGAAGGCUAAGAAGCUUUUUCAACAACAUAUUCACCGGCUAAAACAGGAGCAUAUUGAAAAGCGUCGUAAAGCAUACUUGAGUGCCCUUCCACUCGCCUUAAGUAGCUUGGUGUCUGAGUUAGAUGAAAUUGAACAUUUGAGCUGGUCUGGGGUCCAAAAGGUCCUUGAGUCUAAAAAAGAUUUUGAUCAUUGGUUUGUGGUGCUGGACGAUGCUCCGUGGGAGGACACGCCACAUCUUGACAACAUGGAGGAUGAGCGCAUCCCCUUCGAUGUGCUAGACACCACGGCUGCUGAAAUAAUCUUUGAUGCACACCUUGAACACUUGCGCAAUGAAUGCAAGAGGGCCCAGAUGCGUCAUGAGUUCAAAGCAAAAUUAGCAUCUUCACCUUUUGUUACCCCUGGCAAACCCUGGGAGGAGGCCCGAAGCUUCAUCAUGAAUGAAGACUUCUACCAGUGGCUUGAGGAGCCAGAAUAUUUGGACAUUUAUAACCGGCACCAGAAAGCGAUCAUAGACAGGGCAAAAGAAGAUUUUCAGGAGCUUUUGCUAGAGUACUCUGAACUCUUCUAUGAACUUGAGCUGGAUGCCAAACCUAGUAAAGAGAAGAUGGGAGCAAUUCAAGAAGUGUUAGGUGAAGAACAACGCUUCAAGACACUUCAGAAAUUGCAAGCUGAAAGGGAUGCUUUAGUGCUGAAACACAUCCAUUUUGUGUAUCAUCCUACAAAGGAAACAUGCCCGAACUGCCCACACUGUGUUGACAAUAAAAUUGAGCAAAUACUAGCUUCGUGCUUCCCAACACAAUACCCUUCUUUUGGAAAGCCCCAUAUGAUUGAUGGAAAGGUAGAUAGGAUCAAUCUUGUUAUACUGGGCAAAGAUGGUCUUGCUAGAGAAUUAGCCAAUGAGAUUCGGGCAUUGUGUACUAAUGAUGAUCAUUAUGUACUUGAAGGAAGAAUGUAUGAGCUUGUCCUUCGGCCAAUUGAGGGCAAUGUUAGACUUCCCGUUAAUUCGUUUCAUACAUCCACAUUUACUCCCUAUGGAUGCCUGUGUUUGUACAAUUCAAAAGAGUCCUUGUCAUAUGUUGUAGAAAGUAUUGAGAAGUUGAGAGAGUCCACGCUUGGCAGAAGGGACAACCAUAUGGCUCAGCUUCCCCUGUCACUCUUAUUAGUAACCAAAAGAGGUGUUGGAGGAUUGAGUGACAUCGGUGGCGAGACUGCUCAAGCGUUAAUCUCACAGGGUCAGCAGGUAGCCAUAAAACUGCAUUGUAACUACCUAGAACCUGCCUCUCCAGGCAUUGGCUAUGGGAGAAAUGUGAAUGAAAAGCAGAUCAACCAGGUCUUAAAGGUUCUACUUGAAACAAGGAGGACUUCUACAUUUCGUAGCUGUUCUCCACCUGCACCUCCGCUGCCUCCAUGUAUUCGAGACUUACAGCAGGACCAGAGCCCAGAGGCUGAAAUGCGAAUUGUCAUGUGCCUAAUGUGUGGAGACUCCUAUGACAUUGAUCAGCUUCUUGCACCGUUCCUGCUUCCUCAGCAUUGCAAGCCGACCUCUCCCCAAACAAGUGGCACUUCAGUGCUGCUAGAACAAACAAUUGGUGGACACAAGCAUACAAUUGAGUUGUCCUUACUGUCAUACCACGCUUCUUUUGCCACUCGUAAGAGUCGGCUGGUGCAUGGCUACAUCGCUGUAUACUCUGCUAGCCGCAAGGCUUCUUUUGAAACCCUGUGUGCCUUUUUGUGUGAGGUUCAGGACAUCAUCCCAGUUCAGCUGCUUGCAGUGGGGGAAACCCGGACUGAGCUUCUGGACUCUGAGUCUGCUCAUGAGUUGCUAGUCCAAGGUGAAGAACUGGCCCAUGAACUUGAGGGACGGUUUUGCAGUAUUGUCUGUGGCCCUGGUGGAGUUGUUGGAGGACUUCACAAACUAGACCUAUUGGAACAUUUUUUCACAGAGGUACUAGAAAAGAGAACCAUUGUUGAGGCCAGUCAUAUGUAUGAAAACGUUGCAGAAGCCAGUAGCACAAAUGAGAAUGUGUAUUCGCCACACUGUGGCUCCCCAAGCCCUGUCACAAUGCUGUUAGAUUCUGAGGAAGACAUGGAAGCUUCCCCGCCUUACCACGAUGGUACACUCACCUCUCAUGGUGGAUUCAAACUGCCUGACCUGGACUCAGGUGACACAUUCUCUGUGAUCUCUGACCUUAGCACCUUUGAGAACAAGCUAAAUAAUAAAGUUCCUCCACAAGUGAGACCCAAGCCUAGUGUCACAUUUGACCUUAGAAAACCAAAUUUCAAUCCGUAUGUAGAUGCAGUUAGCCAUCGGCGUUCCCUUACAUCCAAUGUGACGUGGCCUCUAGGAGGAGAUUACGAUCCUUCGGACUAUGCCGAGCCAAUGGAUGCUGUCUCUAAGCCACGCCCCAGCUAUGAGGACAGCAUAUAUUCUGUGCCGCAUGACAGCACACAGGGCAAAAUUAUUACAAUCCGCAAUUCCAAUCGGAUCCAUUCUAAUGGUGGAGGCAACGGUUCAGACAGUGAAGGGGAUGGCAGCUCGUUGGAGAGACGUCGCAAGUUUUCAGCAGCAAGGGUGAAGCCACGGCUCUACCGUGAUCGUUCCAAACGUCUGGGGAAGUUCAGCAGUUUCCGCACUAGUUUUUCCAUUGGUAGUGACGAUGAGAUAGGCACACUCACAAGGUCAAAAGACGAUGAUGUUUCAGCACUGAAGACAGACAUACUCAAUGAAGAAGGAGAAGAUCCCAAAAAGAGGAACAUACUGAAAAGUCUUCGCCGACCAGGCAAAAAAACAAGACCAAAGCCUCGAUAUUCUAUCUCUAAGCCUUUGGAGAGUAACUACUUUGGGGUGCCUUUGGUGAAUGUGGUUUCCCUUGAACGACCUAUUCCAGUUUUCAUUGACAAGUGUAUUCGUUAUAUUGAAGCCACAGGUUUGACAACAGAGGGUAUCUACAGGGUGAGUGGGAAUAAGGCGGAGAUAGAGAGCAUGCAGAGACAGUUUGAACAGGACCACAAUCUGGACCUUGUGGAGAAGGACUUCACUGUGAACACAGUUGCUGGGGCAAUGAAAAGUUUCUUCUCUGAGCUGCCUGAGCCUCUGGUUCCUUAUAGCUCACAGGAAGAGCUGGUGGAAGCUUUCAAAAUUAAUGAUCGAGAACAGAGGCUUCACACAAUGAAGGAUGUGUUGAGACGAUUUCCCAGGGAGAAUUUUGAUCUCUUCAAAUAUGUAAUGAGCCAUCUAAACAAGGUUAGUCAGUGGAACAGAGUCAACUUAAUGACCAGUGAGAAUCUCUCUAUCUGUUUCUGGCCGACACUGAUGCGGCCGGACUUCACCUCUAUGGAUGCCCUGACAGCCACACGCACCUACCAGACAAUCAUCGAGACAUUCAUCCAUCAGUGUGCUUUCUUCUUUUACAACCAACCUCCUGCUGAGUCACCCACUGGCCCCUUUGGACCCCCUGGACCACUGGUGCCCUCCGGAUUGCCCCCAUCCCCCACAGCCGCCCCUUCUUAUUGCCCUCCGACCCCACAUUUUACCCCACUUUUGCAAUCUCCACCACAUUCUCCCCCCCAGAGCCCUCACACAGCCCCUGCAGAACCACAAACGCUGUGAGAAAAUGUGGCCUGUUAUUUAGUGAACUAUACACACACACUUCAAUGCAUGCUUACACAUCUACAUACACACAUCUAAAUGCCUCUAAAACAUGUAGCUUGUUUAGGUCAGUGUUGUAUGUGGAAAAAAUUGUGCUGAGCUCUCAGUACUUACAUCAGGAAUGCUCAUUCCUGCUCCUUGAAAUCCACCUUCAUGCAGAGUUUAGUUCCAGUCUGCUCUAAUAUACGUCUGUAAUUUUUAAUGUACCCCAAAACCUUGAUUAUCUGGUUUAGGUGUAUUUGAUUUGGCUUGUAUCUAAACUCUUUAUAGGACUGAUCUACAGUUAUUAACACAUACCACACACCCGUUGAAGGUCUGUGCGCUUAUGAACUCUUGAACAUACUUUUUAUUAGUGUGUAACCAUCAAAGACUUCAGUUACCGUGUCAGCACUGCCCUUCAUGUAGUUUAUUACAGAAGGGGGAUGGUGUUAUUUUCCUGAGAAAUCAAGAAGGAUAUGAACUGUUUUGAAGGACUUUAACAUUUUCCUGUUCCCUUCCUCUCAGUAGAAGGCUUAUAUUCAUUUUACAACAGUACAUGCUGUCUUUCUAUUCUUUCUCUUUACGUCUCUGUAUGGAUCUGUGGUAUAGAGGAAACUAUAGUCAUGAAAACCAUGAAGCACUUGUUGUUCAGCCUUUCAUCUUAAAAACAUUUUGGGAGAAUAUUAGAAUUAACUUCUAAUACAUUUUUCUCUUUCUCUGCCUAUUUUAUUUCAAGAAGAAUGAAAUCCCUUCAGCUGCAACCAUAUUCACCACUUUGCCUGGCUGUUGUGUUCCACUCUACCAUUAUUUGUUUCUACCCCAUGCCUCUUAGUUUUAAGUUAUACGAACUUUAAACGUACCAUGGAUUUUGGAGGACGUUUUUAUUCCUUGCUUUCAAGAUUUGAAGUUCUGACACCUGAUAGCCUAGAAGGUUGAUGAGAAUUUGCUUUGCUGAGUGUCUCCUGUGGAUCUUUGCUCAUAAAUUCACCUAAUGGGAGUGUUAUGUGCCCUUUCUUUGAAGGCUGGGAUUUAAAUGGCAGUGAUAUCACGUGGUUUUAGGGAAUGUACUUCCAGUUAGAGCUGGUGAGGGGCUCAAGAUCACUGAGACUGCAGAUUUACUCUGACCCUUAAACAUUAGACACUGAAUCAGCAACUCAAAACCCUCACACCUUAAUUUUGGACUCAAGUUUAAAAACAAAAAAAACAAAAACAUGUUAAAAGCCUUUUACUGAUGCCUAGUCUGACUGGUUUAAGAACUUCAUUGUUUUUACUUAAUCUAAAGCACUUUUUUUGUCUUUUUAUAUAGACCUGUAUUGUGAACUGUGACACUGAAUAAUGAUUGGUAUGAAUUUUUGCCACCAUGUUUAAAAAAAGGACUUUUGGAAUCAAUGGACUUUUUCAAGGUGAAUGUGGAGUGGUCACACAGAUUAAGCCUAAUCCUGGACUAAAGUUCACUCUUGAUGAUUCUACAUUCAUUAGUAUGUCUUUUGUCCUCUAUUAGUAUGUUUUGGACCUCCUGUACAGCCUGAAUUUUGACUAACAUGGACCUUAAAUCACCUAUUUUUUAUCUUCUCCAUUUAACUCAGUUGGAAUGACACAAUUUGCCUCUACUGCUUCUACCAUCUCAUGUUCUGUCUAAACUCUUCUGGACAAAUCCAUGAUGUAUAAAGACACAAUGAUUCAUCAAGUAUAGAUUGUAUGUAUAUUACCAUAUUACCUUAUUUCUCUGAAACCACAAAGCUUCUGAUGUGAAGGAAAUUAUUCCUGAACAUAUUUUGCUUGAAAUUACACUUCCUAUUUCUAUCCAGCCAAGGUAGAAAAGCUGAAGUACCAAAGUAGUGCAAUAUGGCUGACGAGGGUUCAACACCAGUUGUACAUAUUUUGAUGAUUGGGUUGGGGAUGAGUAUGUCAGAUUCAACUAAAAUACUUGACAAAUAGCCCAUAUGGCAAAUCUUUGAUGAUUUGAAAAUGCUUUCAUUCAUAAUCCUCUUCAUUCUGUGUAUCUGCUGCUUUUCUACCAGGCUGAACAAGACUGAAAGAAUCCCAAGUUUACUUGAAGUGUACUAUUUUCCUUUCAUAUUGAGAUUUCCGGUGAAUUGCUUGAAAACUAGAAUUAGCAGCUAGUCCAGGUGUUGAUACAACCAUUUGUAUGUGUUAUACUUGUAAGAGUGCAAUUUCUCUUCAAGCUAAUGUGAUUAGUCAAGAAAAUUAUGGGUAACUGUGAGGGUUAUCAUAAUGGUUGGUCAUAAUGGUAUCAUAAAGAAUUGAGGCCCUUCAAGAGUGCCAUGAAAUGUUUUAUUAAGUAGAAGUGUUUGUAGAAGUAGAGCUUCUUUGGAUUUUUAGUUUUGUUUUUGAUUUUGAUUUUCUCCUACAAGUCUUGAGUAUGGGAAAUUGUUUAUUCUCUGUCUGCUUUUGCAUUGUGUUGAAGCCAGAAAAUGGAAUACUGGCAAAAACCCUGAUUAGUUGUGAUGCUGCAGCAUUAGGAGUCAUUUAAACAAUCAAAGUGUGCGAAGUUGCGCCUCACAACACCUGACCUGCUGAGUUUACUUACCUUGAAUAAAUGAACUUGCCCUAGAAACUGCUAAGUGAGCUUUAGUUAAAAUUCUGGGAUACAUGUGACAGUUGUGGAAAUUCUGAUCUGCCACUUUAAAACGAUUUAAUGAUAUAUUUUUCAGUAUAAACUCAUAUGAAAUAAUUCCUCAGACUUGUAAUUAGGGGCCAAGCACCAAAGGUGCGUAGGCACCUAUUGUAAUCGUUAGUCGUCUUCGUCGUCUUCUUCCUCUUCCAUCACUCUGGAAGUCUAUGGCAGUUAUGAAAUUUGGCACACAGAUUGGGGACAUUAAAAACAGCAAUUUUGGAGUCUCUAUCUCAAUUAAUCUAGCGCCACCAAUUGUCUAAAAUUUCAGUCACGAUUAUGCUAGUAACAUUUGCACCAUAAGGGCUAGAAUUUUUUUUCCCUCUGAUUCCUUGGCUCAUGAUCGAUUGACAUCAAUUUCUAUCAUGAAAAACCUGCCUUUUCAAACUCCUAGACCAGAAGUCUCCAAACUCUGUCCUGGAGGGCCACUAUUCUGCAGAGUUUAGCUCCAACCAGCUCCAACAGACCUGCUUGAAAGUUUCGUGUAUGCCUAAUGAGACUUUGAUUAGCUGGUUCAGGUGUGUUUUAUUGGGGUUGGUGCUAAACAGGGCCAAGUUUGGAGACCUCUGUCCUAGACCUUUGCUCCAAUUUUCAUUAAAAUUGAACCAGAUCAUCUUCAGACCAUGCUGACAAAAAGUUACGGAAUUCAAGUUGAUUCAUCAAGCCGUUCUCAAAUAACUAACUCAAUGAAGUGCACGCAACAAUGGACAUGAGGUGACAGCUGCGUCUCAUUUCAGAGGCUGUGUCCUCCGGAGGUCGCAUUUGUAGGCUGCAUAUGUCAACAAGGAUGUCUUAUUUAGGAAAAGUAACCGUAAUAAAAUUGACUGUUAUUCCUCAUGAGGUAUAAAAUACUGUAAUUUUCUUCUUACUUUGCAAUCUAACGGUUACUUUUCUUAAAUGAGACCGCCUCUAUUACGUAUACAGCCUUCAAAUGCAACCUCCGGAGGACACAGCCUUUGAAAUGAGAUGCAGCUUAAAUCUCUGCAACGCUUUAGCGUAUAUUCUGACCACCAGAGUGUUAUGACAGCCAUGACCUCAGGGUAUGUGCAUAGUUUUGACGUAGUGAAACCUAUCAGGAGAUAUGAAAAAUUGACUUUUUUGCUUGUAACUUCUGAACUGGAGAUUUGGAGAAGCAUUAGUCAAACGAUACUCAGUUUUCCCAUAUCGGCCAUUUUGGGCGUCGGCCAUGUUGAAUUUUGUUGUAAAAUUCUAUAUCAUAGGAAUACAUUGACAUAUCAUUACGUGCCCUGAAGGUAUUCAAAAAGUUUCGGGGCAUCGCCACCUCUUGGUCAAAAGUUAUAAUGGAAUUUCCAAAAAUGCUAAUAGAUUUUGAUUAUUUUUGCAUAUUGUAAUAAAACUCGUCUUAAUAGAUUCCUUGGGUCAUGCUGAGAACAUGGAUACCAAUUUUGCCAUAGUCGGUCAAACUUCCUGUCCGCCAUUUUGAUUUUCUUUUACCCUUUCAUGCAUGAAUUAUGACAACUUUAAUUAGGAUUUUUUUUUUCAUAUGCGUUUUUAUUGCUCUUAGGGCAUGAAAAACAAGAUUUGAAAUUAUUUAUAUAUAUAUAUAUUUUUUUUUUUUUAACAUAUUUUUCAAAGAGAUUUUCAGAUGUCCACUUGAGUGGACAGUAUGCAUUUAUGGGUUUAACUGACAAGAUACUGUAUUAAACAUAUUACAGUAAUACAUCAAAAUUUUGUGUAUUUAACAAACCAAUGAAUAAAAUGAUUUUAAAAAAUCAUGUAAAAACUAUAAAAUAUAUUUUAAAAAAUAUAUAAACGCAAAAUAUUGCAAACGUAAUUGAACUUCAUACAAGUUUAACGUUGCAUGUCUUUGAUAUCAGAACAUGAGGACGUGAUUUCAUCAAAGAUCUCUACAACCUGUCAAAAUACAAGACUAUAAGUUGAUGGCAUGAUGCCAGAACGACUCUGAGGCUGUAUUUCUGCAAUGCUUUGGCAUAUUGACACCAAACUUUGCAUGUGUCAUUGUCACCUUACUGUGACCACACACAUCAAUUUGGUCACAGCGCCACCUAUUGGUCGAAAGUGAUAAACCAUUAAUGACUGUAUGAUUUAAACCUGCUUUUUCGAACUCCUGGACCCUUUGUCUAAUUUUCAUCAAAUUUGAGUCACAUCUUCAGACCAUGCCGGCAAAAAGUUAUGGAUUUAGUGUUGAUAGAUGAAACCGGAUUUAUUCCCCACAUAAACGAAUUUGAUGGCAUCUGAGGCUGUAUGCAAAUAUUAUAUUGACCCCAAACUUUGUUUGGCUUGUUUGAGAUGCAUCGGUGCUGCGUAGACCAAUUAGCAUAUGACACCAAUGUACCGCGAGAGCGAUUCAAAAGCAUAAGGAGUCGUAUGCUCUCCAAAUGCUACUUUGAUGUCAUACGCCGAUCGGUCUGCGCAGCGCCGAUGCACCAAUGAACAAGCCUAAUAUCACCUCACACUGACCACACCACAUUAAUUUGGUAACAGCGCCACCUAUUGGUAAAAAAAGAUAAAUCAUAUUACUAGGGAUUGUAUUUAUGAUUUUUAAGCCAUUUUGACUAAAAUUAUCUUAAAAUGUCUUUACUCAUUGUUGCAGUUAGUCUGAUGUUCCCAGGCAUGCUGGCAUGACUUAUCGUGCCUUCUAUGUGCUUGGCCCCUUAAUUUCAGCUUGCAGCUAUAUUUUUAACAUGAAUUUAUCAGAAUGAUUUAGCCUCCAUGGAAUAUUUUUUUUUACAUAAUUUUAAGUUCACUAAUGUUAGUGUAAUCAGAAAAAGUCUGACCCAGACCAGCAGUAUUGAAUGCAAGUUACAUCAAGGGUCAGUUCAUAAUAAUUCAACAACCCUUGCUCUUUGUAAAAUAAUGUUCUGCUACCCUCUUGUGGCUGUAAGUUAAUCAGCAAGUAUGUUUAAUAAAUAAAUGAGCGCAGUUAAUAAUUGAACAUUUAAAUUAAAGAGAAAACCUGUUCAUAGCUACUGGAUUUUUGAAUGUAGGGCUAGUAUGGGAGAAGGGUCUAGACUCUUGAUCACUUGCGUGCGCACGCCUACCACCCUGUUUCAUCCUCUUCCUGGUGCCUUUAGUUUUUAUUAAUUAGCAGGUCUUUCUGCUGUGAGUAGUUUUUUUUUUUUUUUUUUUUUUUCAUGGUGGAGAGAAACACAGCCUUUGUUAUGCUUUAAAAAAGUUUUGGGGAGACAUGUGAGAAAUAUAGCUGACAGUGUGGCUAUAUCAUGAGGCUCAUAGUUUCGUUUGUACAACUCAAAUGAAGGACUUUCCAGAAUUACUGUAGUGGUGGCCUGUGUUAGAAGUGCAAAACACACUGCCUUUUUAUUGAACGUAAUUGAAAACGUUUCUUUCAUAUAUGAAGAAAAGAAAAAAAAUCUUGCUUAGUCUCUUGCUUCUUAUUUAAGGUUUUUUUUUUGUUUUUUUUUUAUAAUGGUGUUAGGCUAGUAUAGGUAGCAUGCAUGACUGGAAAUCUAUACAGGGAGUUUUUUUUUUUGCUGGUUUCAGUAUUUCAGAAUAUGAGUCUGAUUAAAAAUAUGUAAUUAAGAAAAAAAGAUCAUGUAAUGAAAGAGGGUCAGGACAGGAGGGCUUUAAAUAAAUGACAACAAACAAUAAAUCAAUUUUGUUACAUGUAUGAUGUUCUCAAUUUUUUUGUUUCUCAUUGUGUUGCCUUUCGAUACUGAUUGACAUGGUACAUAUAUAAUUGUAGAUUAAAUGUUAUGUUAAUACUGGUUAUACAGUAGGCUGCCGUUAAAAACUUUGUGGCCAGUAAAAAAAAUUUAAAAUGUUUUUGAAAGAAGUCUCUUAUGCUUACCAAGGCAUCAUCUAUUUUAUCAAAAAUACAGUAAAAUAGUAAUAUUGAAAGCAAGAACUCAGAAGAAAGAAGAAUUUUAAUUGUCACAUGGUUGCAGUUAUUAGCUUAAAUGUUUUGCUCACCAGCCACUGUCAAGUACAGGUCUCUGCAGGACAGUAAUGAUCAGUGUGUGAGGCCAUAAACAGAGGGGCAUUUUUGAGAGCGUUACCUGAUUUGCCCACGUCAGAGUGUGGGUAGGGUUUAGGGGUGGGGUUGGGUGAAGGGGAUCAUUUUCACUGCAUGAUAUAUAAACACCCACCAAUUUGAUAACACCCACAAAUACAGAAACGCCUAUUUUUGUUCUGCAGGGACCUCAUACUCGCCACUAUUGCUAGUAGUUUUUUCAAAGCCACGUUUUCACUCACCAAAAUGUUGACAUUGAUACCAUGGGGGAAAAAACUGCCAUAUAAAUACUUUUAAUACUAUCUUGUAAUUUGGCAGCAGGUAUAUUAGGCUACUGUCACUUUAAGACCUGAAGCAUGGAUCCAUUACAACAGUUGAUGUUCAAUUAAAACAAAACUGACUGUGUUUACAUGAAUACUCGCCAAGACCGGCAUUUUGACUACUUUGCAUGUAUUUGACUCUUUAAGCAGAGAAAAAGAAGAGAUGGCUUUAUGUGCGGCUUCAAGCCCUGUAACACCAACAAUAUUAAGCAAAUGAAACAAGUGAGUGAGGGGAGGCGGGUUUGUGUGUCAACUCGCUGUCGGAGAGAUGAGAGAGCGAGAAAGCCCAGCUGGUAUCGUGUAUCCUACGGAAAAUUAGUAUUGGAAGCGUUUCAGAUAUUUCAGUAUCAGUAUGUAUCGAAAAAACAAUAUUUUUAACAACGCUAUUGUGCACUUAGUUUAUUAUUUCAGAUGUCUUUUUAAAAGACUACAAUUAAAAAAUGUAUAUAUUAUAUAUAAAAUUCAACCCGUCAAAGUGGCAAGUAGGAGUGACUGCGUUACAUGUCACUGCUGAAAUCCACCCAUUUGGCGGGCUGGCGGAAGUUAAUGUCAAGCCCUGUGUGUAUAUAUAUAUAUAUAUAUAUAUAUAUAUAUAUAUAUCCCAGUUCUAAUCUGGUCCACCUAACCCCAGGGUGUGAAACCAGGUAAACCGUUUAACCAGUGCUUAUGAAGAGAUUAAGAAAACUAAAAAUAUAACAACAAGAUGGCAAUCAAUUUACUCAACAAUAUAACAAGGGCAGACACAAAAAGAAAUAAAAAGGAAGUAAAAAUAAAUAAACGAGAAUAAAUACAUUAACAAGAAAAUAUCUGAACAGGCUCAAAAAAAAAAAAUUAGCAAUGAAUACAAGAUUAUCACAAGGUUAUUAGGAAAAUAUUAUAGUAAAUUGUUUUUUUUAUCAACUAAGUCCAGCAAAAUGCCAUAUUUUUAUUGACAGGGCUUGGCUUUUAGAUAUACUGUACCAGUUAGUUCCCUCAUGAAGAGAUGAAGCUCAGCAUUCAACGCCAAUCUCAGUGACGUCACAAUGGCACGCGUUCUAAAUAUUCGCGGCUUCAGCUGCAGUCCUGUUUAUAACGCUGGAAUUCUCUCUCGAGCUCAGUGUGUGUCUCUAACUGCAGGACGGAAGAAGGUAAGACUCAAUACCAACGGUCGACAAGUUUCUUCGUGAAGCUUCGCUCGGCGAGUCUGUGCCUAGUCCUUCGUGGGAUUGGAUUGCGUACGCGCAACGCAAUUCUCGCGAAGGAUUUUACGUGUCUGCUGCUUUCGUUGUGCCUCGGAGCAGCAUCCGGUCUCCGGCACGGACUGGCACCCGGUUUACGCGUGCUCUCCCAGGGGCGAGGAGCUCGAGCACGCUUAAAAAAUUGUCUUUAAUGGCGCUGAUGACACCCAGGGAGACAAGUGAAGCCGGGACUAUUACUUGGCCCCCGCUGCCAGGAUGUGGUGGGUGCAGUGGGGGCCAAGAGGGUACUACCGACCCCAAGUGGUGGAGUGUGGUCGGGGUCGAGUUGGGAGUGUGAUAGUGACUGACAAAAGUGGGGCUGCGUGGUUAUUCUCUCUAAUCAAAUGAUCUUUUUUAGUUGUUGAUCACUGCUAUAAACAUCACAUAUUUAAAUACACACACCACAAAUAUAUUGAUCACAUAUAUUAUGACACAACAAUUGUGCUGCUAAAUAUUUUUAAGGAAAUCGUGAUACAUUUUUUGAAAAAAAAAAACC